Adineta ricciae is the source of this 1203-nucleotide messenger RNA. The record is from the annotation of a GenBank genome assembly. Lineage: Eukaryota; Metazoa; Rotifera; Eurotatoria; Adinetida; Adinetidae.
AUGAACAAACAUCGAUUACGUUCUGUGCUUCUGAAGUUGGACGCUCGUUUAACUGAGGAUGACCGACAACGUUUUCAUUUCUUCAUGGGGAAUAAUGUUCCUCGACGAAUUAGGGAUGAUAAAUCGCUGAAUGGAACACUUUCCCUACUGGAAUCGCUUUUCGAUCGAGAUAUAAUCAAUGAACGAGAUUUUACGUUUUUGAUCGAUGCUUUUGAAGAAAUCGAAUGCUUCGAUGCGGCAAAGCUCUUACGAGAACAUAGAGCAAUAUUGCAAUCAUUAGGUUCGAGACACUCAGUACAAAGCUUAGUAUCGAUAAUGCCACCAGUAAGAGAUGGACUCUUAUCUAGUGUUAUCAACGAUCAAGACAAUGAAAAAGACGGAAUCGUUAUAUUUAAUCAACUGUUCAAUACACCGCUUACUAAUCUACAAAACAAUCACAAUACAACUAAUGUUCGUACUGAAAAUGAAGGAGCAGAAGUUACUUUAUUAAACAAUCGUGAGAAGUCAUCGUCCUCAGUAGUAUUAGCAACAUUGUUAAGCCUUGUGAUUAAAAAGAACAAUCAAAUUUCACAUUUUGAACAACAAACUUCGCAAGUUAAACAACAAAUCUCACAGUUUGAGCAACGAAUAGCACAGUAUGCACAACAGAUAUCAGAAUUUAGACAGAACACAAGUAAUUUGGACAAUGAAAAACAAAGAACGAUCCUGAAGCUCGGUACGACGUUUGGUGGAGAUGGGGGUGGCCACUUUGAUGAUUCAGAAGCAGAUAAUUUUACGCAUUCCUGUUAUUUGAGUGGAUUAGAGACAGGAGGUGAUGAUGACUCCUUGGUUCACGUACAAUUUUUUUAUUCAUCUUCGAAAGGCGGCGAUAAAGUCAUCCAAGGUCCAACUCAUGGCGAUAAAAGAUUUUCUAAAACUUCACGAAAAUUUACUCUCAACGAAGGAGAGGCAUUUGUCAAAGUUCAAGUAUAUUUUAACCAUCGGAAGGUAAUUAUGGGAGAUAAGUCAACGAGGAAUGUUCUUAUACUAACAGGAAUACAGUUCGCCACCACGAUAGGUCGAUUAAGUCCUUUCUUUGGAAAACGCUCUGGCCAUGAAUUCAGCGAGAAUUCCACUGGUUUUAUUGUUAGUUAUGUAACUGGAAGAAGUGGUAUACUCAUCGAUCAGCUACGAUUUGCUUGGUAUCGAAAUCCUGCUGUAUAA